This is a messenger RNA of Equus quagga, 2126 nucleotides long. It is a transcript of the gene GABRP, whose product is annotated as gamma-aminobutyric acid type A receptor subunit pi. The transcript has 11 exons. Bases 299 to 1621 code for a protein of 440 amino acids. Gene Ontology annotation, molecular function: extracellular ligand-gated monoatomic ion channel activity; GABA-A receptor activity; neurotransmitter receptor activity. Gene Ontology annotation, biological process: monoatomic ion transmembrane transport; signal transduction; regulation of membrane potential. NCBI's taxonomy places the organism in Eukaryota, Metazoa, Chordata, Mammalia, Perissodactyla, Equidae. Gene Ontology annotation, cellular component: neuron projection; synapse; membrane. The record is from RefSeq and is a predicted model, not a curated record.
CCCCACAGAGAGAGCCGCUCCAUGAGAGAGUGGCUGUGCUGGCAUCCGAGGGCUCAGGGCUGAGGAUGGGGAGAAUCUCCAGGACCCAGAAGCCCAUGCCCAGCGUGAAAGCCCGGCCUGAAGGCCCGAAGAACCUGCUGUAACAGAGCCUCGGCAGCCGUCUGGAGGACCCAUGGCGAUCAUGCCUCCCCCACCUCAGCGUAAUUCUGGCUCCUCUCCUGCUUCCCAGCAAAUGAUGCAGAAGUGACUGGUGACUGAUUCCUACAUCGGCCCCUCUCUGCGCAAGCAGCUCCUCAACAUGAGAUACAGUCUCCACUUGACCUUCAUGUGUCUGGGUCUCUUCACUGGAAGGAUGUGCGUCCAGGGGAAUCGGUUCAACAUCGAGGUCGGCAGAAGCGACAAGCUCUCCCUGCCUGGCUUUGAGAAUCUCACAGCAGGAUAUAACAAAUUUCUCCGGCCCAAUUUUGGCGGAGAACCAGUUCAGAUAGCACUGACUCUGGACAUUGCAAGUAUUUCUAGUAUCUCAGAGAGUAACAUGGACUACACAGCCACCAUAUACCUCAGACAGCGCUGGACGGACCGGCGGCUGGUGUUCGAGGGCAACACGAGCUUCACUCUCGACGCGCGCCUCGUGGAGUUCCUCUGGGUGCCGGACACCUACAUCGUGGAGUCCAAGAAGUCCUUCCUCCACGAAGUCACUGUGGGAAACAGGCUCAUCCGCCUCUUCUCCAAUGGCACGGUCCUCUAUGCUCUCAGAAUCACAACAACUGUUGCAUGUAAUAUGGACCUGUCUAAAUACCCCAUGGACACACAGACAUGCAAGUUGCAACUGGAAAGCUGGGGCUAUGAUGGGAAUGACGUGGAGUUCACCUGGCUGAGAGGGAACGAUUCUGUGCGUGGGCUGGAAAACCUGCGGCUUGCUCAGUACACCGUUCAACGGUAUUUCACCUUAGUUACCAGAUCGCAGCAGGAAACAGGAAAUUAUACGCGAUUGGUCUUGCAAUUUGAACUUCGGAGGAAUGUCCUGUAUUUCAUUCUGGAAACCUACGUUCCUUCCACUUUCCUGGUGGUGUUAUCCUGGGUUUCGUUUUGGAUCUCCCUUGAUUCAGUUCCUGCAAGAACCUGCAUUGGAGUGACCACCGUGUUGUCAAUGACCACACUGAUGAUCGGGUCCCGCACUUCACUUCCCAACACCAACUGCUUUAUAAAGGCCAUCGAUGUGUACCUGGGGAUCUGCUUUAGCUUCGUGUUUGGGGCCCUACUGGAAUAUGCAGUUGCCCACUACAGCUCCUUACAGCAGAUGGCAGCCAAAGAUAGGGGGACAACGAAGGAAGUGGAAGAAGUCAAUAUUACUAACAUCAUCAACAGCUCCAUCUCCAGCUUUAAACGGAAGAUCAGCUUUGCCAGCAUUGAAAUUUCUGGUGAUAACGUUGACUACAGCGACCUGACAAUGAAAACCAGUGACAAGUUCAAGUUUGUCUUCCGAGAUAAGAUGGGCAGGAUUGUUGAUUAUUUCACAAUUCAAAACCCCAGUAAUGUUGAUCGAUAUUCUAAACUACUAUUUCCUUUGAUUUUUAUGCUAGCCAAUGUAUUUUACUGGGCAUACUACAUGUAUUUUUGAGAGUAUGUUGAAUUGUUUGCAUGCCAUAGGUCUUCAACUCAACAAGGUAAUGAUGUGAAUGGUAUUCUAAGCCGAGUGUGUACCCUAACCCCAUGGUGCCAGAAGUGACUAAAAUAACAUUUGAGAAUUUCUCCUCAAGGAAUGGACCCUCAGAUAUUAUUUAAGCUGUGUAGAAGUCCUAGCAUUACAGAGAAUUGUACUAGCAACAUCAGCCCAUUCCUUUUUUAUCUUUAUGAAAGACAUCCCCAUGAAGCCCAAGAUUACAAACUUACUCAAGGCUGACUAUUUGCACAGUGGCUCCCUGGUCUGCAUUUACCUCAUAUAACAAGUGAAGAGACCAUUACAUGUAUUGAAUAACCCUCAAGGGUUAGGGGUUGUUUCUAAAUUAAUCAUACAUGCCAUUUACUAAAUCUCGCAGUGCUUAUAAAAUGUGUUGUUGCCUAUUCAGGGAGUAAUAUUUUCUGGUUUUUGCUUUUGAUCAAAAUAAAAUGUGGGCCUAAGUUAA